This is a messenger RNA of Physella acuta, 933 nucleotides long. RefSeq lists its product as uncharacterized. NCBI's taxonomy places the organism in Eukaryota, Metazoa, Mollusca, Gastropoda, Physidae. The record is from RefSeq and is a predicted model, not a curated record. Gene Ontology annotation, molecular function: chitin binding. Gene Ontology annotation, cellular component: extracellular region.
CAAAUGUAUACUCAGGUGUGUCUGGAGACGGCGGAGGCGAUGACGUAAAGCUAUAUAAGCCUCAACUUGACAGGUAGACGGACAAGGACUGGCUAAGACUGAACCAACUUUCGUCAGAUAAGAAGUAAGAAAACCAAGAAAAAUGAACCCAACUCUUCAAGUAACGCUAACCAUCUUCACGGCUACCCUCAUGUUCUGUUCAACGACAGGUGACCUGCAGUUUUUGUGGGGAGAAAAUCAAGAGUACAACUCUAUGUGCAAGUACAACGACACAUGGGCUGUUCCCCUGGAUGAUUCUAAAUGUGACCAAACUAGAUUUCUCCUCUGUGACCAAGAUAAAGCCAUCUGCUUGAUGUCUUGCCCCGAAGGUUGGAAGAUCGACAAAAACUUGCGAUACUGUGUACCGGAGGAUCAAGUGGCGCCUCUACCAAACUGUGUCCCAAUUGAGCCAACAAUUCCAACAUUCUGUGACGGAACAUUUACUGGGUUCAUUCCAGUCAACGGAACUUGCAAGAAGUACAUUUGGUGUGUCAGCGAGAGAUCAUACGUAAUGAACUGCCCCAAAUUAUCCUUUUUUAUUCCCAAAUCCCGAGCCUGUAUCUAUCUGACCGAACCUUACAUAAAUAAGAUUCCGAGCGAUGAACUGGUCAGGUGUAACAGAAUGGAUCCUUACAAGGCUGUGGAUUUUGAAGCUCCAAAAACAACUUCAACUCCCAGACCUUUCUAGAACAUUGUGUAACAUUUUGGAACAAGAUAUUGAUAUGGCGGCUAUCAUCUCUGUGCAAUCAAAAGAAACAUUUAUUGAAAGAACUAAAGAAAUUUGAAGUCAAAGAAAAGAAAAUUCACCACCUUAUGUUCUAACUAGCUCUGUAACAACUUCCGGUUAGAUCAGACUAACAACAAGUACCGAACAAUAAAAAAAGACAAACUUUA